CUGGAGAGGUUCCUAUAAGGUGUCAGGACGUGGCGGUCUAUUUCUCCAUGGAGGAGUGGGAGUAUGUAGAAGGACACAAGGAUCAGUACAAGGAUCAGGUCAUGAUGGAGGAUCAGCAGCCCCUCACAUCACCAGUCAGAUCCAGUAAGAGAACAGCACCAGAGAGGUGUCCCCGUCCUCUUCUUCCACAGGAUGAUCAGGGUGAAGAUCCGAACAAUAUUAAUGUUCCAGAGUCAGAUGUGAGCGGUGAUGAGCAGUAUAAGGAGGACAUUCCUACAGGGAAAGAAAAUGCUACAGACGUAAAGGAAGAAGAAGAGACAGAUGUGAGCGGUGAUGAGCAGUAUAAGGAGGAGAUUCCUACAGGGAAAGAAAAUGUUAUAGACGUAAAGGAAGAAGAAGAGACAGAUGUGAGCGGUGAUGAGCAGUAUAAGGAGGACAUUCCUACAGGGAAAGAAAAUGCUACAGACGUAAAGGAAGAAAAAGAGACAGAUGUGAGCGGUGAUGAGCAGUAUAAGGAGGACAUUCCUACAGGGAAAGAAAAUGCUACAGACGUAAAGGAAGAAGAAGAGACAGAUGUGAGCGGUGAUGAGCAGUAUAAGGAGGACAUUACUACAGGUAAAGAAAAUGCUACAGACGUAAAGGAAGAAGAAGAGACAGAUGUGAGCGGUGAUGAGCAGUAUAAGGAGGAGAUUCCUACAGGGAAAGAAAAUGUUAUAGACGUAAAGGAAGAAGAAGAGACAGAAGUGAGCGGUGAUGAGCAGUAUAAGGAGGACAUUCCUACAAGUAACCUCUCUGAUUCUUGUAGCAGGAGAUCAGAGGAGAAUCUUAUAUCUUCAGAUUAUAAAGCAGAUGAUGAUAUCACACAAGAUACAUAUGAAGAACAUUCCAUUAUCCCAGAUACACCCUCAGCCCUUCACAGCCAAGAUCUGUCAUCUCAUCCUUAUAUACAGGUCCUGUCUUCUCAGUCAUCACAGAAAGGUCACAGAAGGGGUGUUGGACAUCAAAGAGAUUGUGCAAGGAGCAAGCAAUAUUCAUGUUCAGAAUGUGGAAAGUGUUUUACCCAAAAAUCUAAUCUUGUUAGACAUAAGAGAAAUCACACAGGGGAGAAACCAUUUUCAUGUCCAGAAUGUGGAAAGUGUUUUACCCAUAAAUCAAAUCUUGUUAAACAUAAGAAAAUUCACACAGGAGAGAAGCCCUUUUCAUGUUUAGCAUGUGGUAAAUGUUUUACUCAGCAAUCACAUGUUGUUGUACAUCAGAGAACUCACACAGGAGAAAAGCCAUUUUCAUGUUCAGAAUGUGAGAAAUCUUUUGCUUGCAAAUCACAUCUUGUUCAGCAUCAAAAAAAUCACACAGGAGAGAAGCCAAUUCCAUGUUCAGAAUGUGGAAAAUGCUUUACUUGGAAAUCAGAUCUUGUUAAACAUCAGAGAACUCACACAGGGGAGAAGCCAUUUCCGUGUCCAGAAUGUGGAAAAUGCUUUACUCGGAAAUCGGAUAUUGUUAAACAUCAGAAAAUUCACACAGGAGUGAAGCCGUAUUCAUGUUCAGAAUGUGGCAAAUGUUUUACUCAAAAUUAUCAUCUUGCUGAACAUCAGAGAACUCACACAGGAGAGAAGCCAUUUCCGUGUUCAGAAUGUGGAAAAUGCUUUACCUGGAAAUCGGAUCUUGUUAAACAUCAGAAAACUCACACAGGGGAGAAGCCAUAUUCAUGUUCAGAAUGUGGGAAAUGUUUUACUCGGAAAGCAACUCUUCUUAUACACCAAAGAGCUCACACUGGAAAGUAACCUUCCAACUUGUCAAAUAGUACAAAUACUACGACCAUUGCAGUCAGUCACAAGAAAGAGUAAUAAACUAAUAUUGAAAAAGUAUGAGUGUUCCCAAAAAAUACUCAACCAAGUACUAGA
Messenger RNA from Hyla sarda, 1901 nucleotides. RefSeq names its product oocyte zinc finger protein XlCOF22-like. The record is from RefSeq and is a predicted model, not a curated record. Gene Ontology annotation, cellular component: nucleus. Gene Ontology annotation, molecular function: DNA-binding transcription factor activity, RNA polymerase II-specific; RNA polymerase II cis-regulatory region sequence-specific DNA binding. NCBI's taxonomy places the organism in Eukaryota, Metazoa, Chordata, Amphibia, Anura, Hylidae. Gene Ontology annotation, biological process: regulation of transcription by RNA polymerase II; central nervous system development.